UCCGGAGGGGCGUCUCGCCGUCGGCCGUGUUUAUACAGGCGAGCCGGCCGACUGGAGUCGGUCAGUCCGUGUCGAGCGGCUCCAGUGUGCGGCUCUCCUCGUCCCUGUGGUCCCUCCUCAUCCGUACCCCCUCCCGCCGGCCCCAGCUCAGCGGUCGCAGCAGCUGUUGCCCAGCCUGCCGGCCCCAGACCCCAAUCACCCCAAUCGACACUGGGCUGCAACACCUGAGCGGGGCGACGGCUCCAUAGACCACCGUCCCAGCCGACAGCCAGACACCGGCACCGGCCGCACGACGGCGCCGACCCCGCCCGACCAGCCACUGGUCGUCACCGACCGCCGACACUGCGACCACGUGCUGCACCCAGUGGUGCCCGUAUACUGUACCCAGUGGUACCCGUGCUGCACCCAGUGCUGCCCGUACUGUACCCAGUGGUGCCACGUGCUGCAGACUGGUCGACGACAACAGCUGACCGCUGGCGUGCUGCUUCCUUCCGCUUCGGACGGUCACCAGGCGCGGAGCUGAGCGGCAGAGCGGCGGAGCUGAGCGGCAGAGCGGCGGAGCUGAGCGGCGGAGCUGAGCGGCAGAGCGGCGGAGCUGAGCGGCGGCGCAGAGCGACAGAGCGGCCAUGGGCGACAAAGGCUUCUCGCGGCAGCAGUGGGUGACGCUGUUCGUCUUCAGCCUGGCCGACUUUUGCUCGGCGGUCUGCGUGUCACUACAGGCGCCCUUCUACCCACACGAGGCCGAGAAGAAGGGCGCCACGGCCACCCAGUACGGGUUCGUGUUCGGUGUGUUCGAGCUGACGGUGUUCAUCGUCAGCCCCAUCUACGGAAAAUACUUGAACAAAUUGGGACCAAAGUUUGUCUUCAAUGCCGGUAUAUUUACUACAGCGUCCUGCUCGAUAUUGUUCGGGUUUCUUGACAAGGUGGAGGACACAAGGCUGUUCAUCGGGCUGAGUUUUGCAAUCCGUAUUGUAGAGGCGAUGGGAAAUGCCGGCUUCCUGACAGCCAGCUUUUCCAUAAUCGCCAAGGAGUUUCCCGACAACGUGGCGACCACGUUUGCCUCCUUGGAGACAUUCUUCGGCAUCGGACUGAUCGUCGGACCGACGGUGGGCGGCGCCCUUUACCAGCUGGGUGGGUACACACUGCCGUUCGUCAGUCUGGGCGGCGUACUGUUCUUCACUGCCGUUCUGACGUUCGUGCUGCUGCCCAACCACGACGACCACUCGUGCAAGGACAGCAAAGGCGGCGGCAUCCGGCGGGCGCUGCGAGUGCCCAGCAUUGCGCUGGCCGCCUUCUCUAUCAUCUCGGCGUCGUGCAGCAUCGGCUUCAUCCAGGCGCUGCUGGAGCCGCACCUGAGGCCGUUUGAGCUGAAGCCGGUCGUGCUGGGUCUGAUGUUUGUCAUCAACGGCGGCGUGUACGCGCUGUGCGCGCCGGCCUGGGGCUGGCUGUGCGACAACCACCUCCGACCCAAGGUGGUGACCGCCGUCAGCGCCGUCAUGGUCAUCAUCGGCUUCGGCCUAAUGGGACCGCUGCCCUUCCUCGGCGUGGCACCCUCGCUGGGCCUCAUCAGUUUCGCGCUGGUGGUGCACGGCGUGGGGUUCGGCGGCGAGGUGGUGGCCGCCUUCGUGGACGCUCACCGGGAGGCAGUCUACAACGGUUUCCCGGACAACUUGGACACGUACAGCAUGGUGUCGGGCCUGUGGACCAGUAUGUUCGCGUUCGGCGCGUUCGUCGGCCCCUCAGUGGCCGGCAUCCUGUACGACCACUUCGGCUUCGGCUACGCCACGCUGCUGGUGGUCAUCAUGCACGUCGUCCUGCUGGCGGCCGUGCUGCUGUUCCUGGCCACUCGGCGCCGGCCGGCCGGCCACACUCAAACGCCCGCCGACAAGGAGAAGGGCGGCGACGCGCCGGCCGACCAGGAGAAGCUGCCGCUGCUGACGGGCAGCUUCGACAGCAGCUACGGCAGCGAGGACAACGUCAGCACCUCCGAGCUGGUCGUCUGGUGAUCCCGGCCCGGCCGGCCGGCGCGGCGGGCCCGCGGCGCUGCGCGGUGACCGAGUCUAGCCCCCAGUGACCGAGCCUAGCGUCCCGGACAGAGCCUAGCCCCCUGGUGACCGAACCCGGUGACCGAGCCGGCGACCACUGCGUCGGGGCACUGGCAGUGUUCGUGCGGUCGGACCGGGCAGCCGCGGCACGAGCGGACCGGCGGCCGGCUGUAACCGCCGCCCGAACGCCCGCGCUCGUCUGCGCGUCUGUCUGCGAGCCCUCCAGGACACGCUGUUGCGGACUGUGGGCGGCAUUGUGACCAGGUUUCUGAGGCGAUGAAGCUUGCCAGGUGGGAGGGGGACGAGCGGAGGGGCGGGUGAGGCGACCGCCGCACUCCCCGCGGCUGGUAACUCUUCCCAGUCCUCUAUCCACUGCGGGUACGCAGUCAACAUAUCGGGGAGCGGGACCAGCUCAAUCGCCGUGCUGCCCUAUACCGCACUGGAGUUGUACCGUGAUGUGUUUGUGACAAUACACAGGGGAGGAGAACA
This is a messenger RNA of Amphibalanus amphitrite, 2534 nucleotides long. RefSeq names its product MFS-type transporter SLC18B1-like. Bases 627 to 2006 code for a protein of 459 amino acids. The transcript is spliced from 12 exons. Lineage: Eukaryota; Metazoa; Arthropoda; Thecostraca; Balanomorpha; Balanidae. The record is from RefSeq and is a predicted model, not a curated record. Gene Ontology annotation, biological process: transmembrane transport. Gene Ontology annotation, molecular function: transmembrane transporter activity.